AUGUUUAUCCAUGCCGAGGUUGUACUAUUUAUCCUCCUGGUGCUCACUUUACCAGGAGUAGCUGGUGAGGAUGAGGGAGUUUGUCAGGUACGGUAUCUUGAUACCCCCAUUGCUGCAAAAGACGGAGACUUCAUCAUUGGAGGAAUGUUCCAGAUAGGCCAGCUCGAGUACAUAGACGAUGAUAACGGCACUAAAAUCUCAGUUCAAAGUUGUUCUUACUCUGGGAUUUCAGAGUGGGGCAUCCAGAAGGCCAUCGCCCUUAGGAUGAUAAUAGAGAAAGAAAAUGAAAGAUUUAAAAAGGAUUUCAACAAGACCCUGGGAUACGAGAUGUAUGACACUUGCAUGAGUUCAGCUGUCACAGGAAGAAUCUCUGCUGCACUUGCUAGCAACAAGAAGGUCGUGGGAGUUUCUGGAGUCGACAAUAAAGUUUACACCAAAAGAUCUGCUGCUAUCAUGUCAUCAUUCCACAUUCCCACAUUCGUGUAUUUGUUCAAUGAUGAUGAGUUGAUGACAGGUAGCAAUUAUCCAAAUCUAUUUUCCAUGAUAGACACGGAAGUCAAAGAAGCAGAAAUAACCAUUCGAUUCUUAGAAAAGAUGGGUUAUCAAUAUAUGGACAUCUGGUACCACAAAUAUUCUAAAGAUAUGGCCGAGCACAUAUUCAACAGCUACGUCAAAAAGGUAGGAUGUGGACGAAUAACUGAUGUCACAUACAAAGAUCACAUUCCAAGGAUAAAACAAACAUACAAUGAAACUGGCGGGACCCCUUCACGGGUUCAACUUAUUCUUCAAAAUUCUGCAGCAACAACCAGAGCAAUGCUAAAAGAGAUGGUCGGAAAUCUAGGAUUCCGAGAUAAGAUCUACAUACUUGGAUUAUCAAACGGACGAUACAGUUCCCUAAAUGGCUAUACAGCAAUCCUAAAUACCUCUGGACACAACACCAUCAUACUUCCACUACCAGAUCUCCUCAAUGUUAAAAUGGACCAAACGCUAAAAGAUUUAAACAAAGAUUGGAGACAGGUUAAAAAGAGAGACUACAUCGACGACCUCUAUCAGAAGGUACAAAGUUACAGAUGUCCAAAAGAUGGUGAUGAGCCAAAGAUGUGCAAACUGACCAGCUGGAUUCCUUACAUGGUCGGAGGAGUUAAGUUGGUUUUAGAAUCUCUUCAUACCAUUCUUACAAAUAUGGUAGUACCUGUUUUACCAGGCGGAACUCGAUGUUUAAUGGACUACAAAACAAAGCUGUUCAACCAAAUCGUGAAUGAGAAUCAAACGUUGAAUGUUACUCUAGAAGAAAAUGUAACAAUACCCAUCAGGAUGUUCAAGAAGACAGUCAACACUGGGUACAGGAUUGGGGUCUACAAAACUGAGACACAGAUUUUCAGGACUCUAGGAAGGGCAUUCGUUGACCGAAUAGAAGUGAUGAACGAAAGUCUUCUGGAAAGCAUGUCAGGCUACAACAAAACGUGUUCGUAUACCUGCCAGCCAGGCACCCAUCGACGUUUUAAUCGGAAUAUCCAAUAUCUUCCCUGCUGUUGGACCUGUGAAGAUUGCAAUCUUCACCAAUACAGCACCGAAAAUGACACAAAUGUUUGCAAAGUAUGUGAUCCCUCCAUGUCAGCCACUGAAAAUAACACUGCUUGUGUCUUGGUCCCAGAAAUCUACAUUCAGCCUAAAUCAACAACCUUUAUUGUGGGAGCUUCAAGUAUGCCGCUUGGUAUGUCAAUGGUCAUUGUCUUUGGUGUUGUAAUCUUUAGAAAUGAGGAUAGGCCAGUUAUCAAAGCUUCUGACCCCGGCUAUCUCUAUAUGGUUCUACUUAGCUUGCUGAUCGGGUAUCCUACGGCUUUGACUCCUCUUCUUAAACCCUCGACCACAACUUGCUCAGCGGAGUACUACUCAUUUGCAAUUUUUGCUACCUUGAUAUCUACCAACUUGCUUUAUAAGUGUGUUAAGGUUUACGACAUUUUUGCUGCUGCCCAACAUUUUUCUGCACCAAAGCUUGGUGUGCUCCUCAAAAGAACAGGCCAGACCGCCUUCAACUUGCUCACCCUGGCGAUAACAGUCAUUAUCCUUCUCAUUGACAGCUACACCGGACGUGGACCCAGCUGGGCCUUUGAAAGGUACCAGGAAGAGUCUCACAGACCCUGGUACCUAAUGUGUAAUAGCAUCAAUAGCAAGACCCUGGUAAUCCCAAUCGUUUUGCCUGGUCUAUCGUUCCUCAUUACUUUGGUCCUGGCAUUCAAGAUGAGAAAGUUUCCUCACAACUUCAGAGAGUCCCUCAACAUAUUUUGUGCCACGUUUGUGGUGUUGUUGUGCUCCAUCAUGUUCCUGGCAGGCUACGGUUUUUCUCCUCCAGAAGUUCGAGCUAUCCUACGUGCUAUAGUGGUCUUCAUCACCUCAACAGCCUUCCUCUUUAGCAUCUUUAUACCAAAGAUUUGCAUCCUUAUGAACAAGAAAAUAAACGUCGAAGAGGAAAGAACAAAGAUUCGUGAGGGAGUAGAGAAGUUUUCAUCCGGGCCUGGUCAUAGUCUGUUAGGCGUUGCAAGGCAAGUCAUCAAAAAACAUCCUGUAUAA
Molecule: messenger RNA, 2571 nt
Organism: Bolinopsis microptera
Lineage: Eukaryota; Metazoa; Ctenophora; Tentaculata; Lobata; Bolinopsidae
Product: metabotropic glutamate receptor 5-like
Exons: 1
Coding region: 1-2571 (856 amino acids)
Biological process (GO): G protein-coupled receptor signaling pathway
Cellular component (GO): plasma membrane
Molecular function (GO): adenylate cyclase inhibiting G protein-coupled glutamate receptor activity
Source: RefSeq, a predicted model, not a curated record